This is a messenger RNA of Talaromyces atroroseus, 945 nucleotides long. RefSeq lists its product as hypothetical. The coding region runs from base 1 to 945 and encodes 314 amino acids. Lineage: Eukaryota; Fungi; Ascomycota; Eurotiomycetes; Eurotiales; Trichocomaceae. The record is from RefSeq and is a predicted model, not a curated record. The transcript is spliced from 3 exons.
AUGUCCUGUCCAGCACAGCAAGGACAGCCCUCCGAAGGAUUCGCGAAGGAGAGACUCAACACGGUCAGGGUGUACAAACAACGGGGUCGUUAUGAUUAUGGCACAGUGCACUCCAUAACGGACUCGACACUGGUCUCUCAUGUUGCCUUCAUCAUCAAAGACGAGGAUGGCGAAGACACACCGGUAAACCUGCCAUUGACAUGCGUGCUGGGUAGAUAUAAUCCUAGUGCCGACUAUUCCACAAUAGACGAUGCACAGCUUCGUACUGAGAAAAACAAGUCACUUGUGGAUGGGCCAGUAGAGGCCUAUUUACAUGGCAAUGCCGCUUCUCUGUUGUACAAAGCAAUAAAAGCCAGCGACGAGAAUGGUGUGCGAGUGUGUAUUACUUCCACAAAAGUGGAUGGCGUUGUCCUUUUCCUAACACCGAACGGACACUCGUUGAACUAUCGAUCUGCGGUGCUACAUGGCACGGCGAGGCUAGUGCCAAAUAGCAACGCAGAGAAAAAGAGGUGGGCAAUGCGCCUAUUGACAAAUCAUAUGUGGCAAGACCGAUGGGAUGGAACAUAUUCAGUUGCCCAAUCGGCCAUUCAAGGCGUGCAGGUGAUAGAAGUGAGCAUUCGCACUGCAAGUGCCAAAGUUCGAGCUGCAAACAUUGGCGACUUCGACCCGGCUAUCGUUCUAGGGCAAUCACCAGGCUGGCAACAAAAGGCCGUCUGGUCGGGACUCGUACCGGUCUAUGAAACCUUUGGCGAGCCGGUCCCGAGUGGAGUGAUGGAUGGCGUGGAGACAAAGAGAGCUGAAGACGAAUUGUCUCAGGUGGAGAAAUGGCGCUUGGAAAGAAAUAAGCAGUCAAAAACAUAUGCCGAAGCUGCUGCUGCGGCCAGCUCGGUUGAACAGGAUAUGAGGGAGAGGGUCGAGAAAUGGAACGACUCUCUCUCUCUCUAG